Messenger RNA from Exophiala viscosa, 1777 nucleotides. RefSeq lists its product as uncharacterized. The record is from RefSeq and is a predicted model, not a curated record. Lineage: Eukaryota; Fungi; Ascomycota; Eurotiomycetes; Chaetothyriales; Herpotrichiellaceae. Bases 217 to 1698 code for a protein of 493 amino acids. The transcript has a single exon.
GUUUGCCGGCAGAGCUCCCGUCUGCUUGCCUUUCUUUGUCCCUGCUGGGAUGUCCGUCUGCGGUGAUCCGCCGACGAAUCAACAAAACUGCAGCUCCAUGUCCAUGAACCGCGAUCCAGACGCAUGGUGGCGGAGAACAUCAGCAUCUGAAAUUGCUGUUCUCCUGUUUCUACCAAAGAUGACAUAGUUUGCUCUCAUUACCGAAGAGAGACAGAGAUGACCACGCGUCCAUCAACACAGCGCUGGCUGUCUACACCGCCCCCACCCUCAAGGGCACUCUUGAACCUUCAAAAACAAGGACUUGAGUUGUCUGCUUCACAGUCUCAGACCUCUCUGUACUCAACCUCAAGUCAUGUAUCUGGCAAGUCUGGGGCGUCCGAUCGGGACAAGCCGCUGCCACUGGAACCAUCUGAAAAGAAGAAGAGAAGGUCGUCAAGCGUUUACAGUACAGACACUACCAUUACCAACAUAAUUCGUAUGUACAACGACUACAAAGAGUUGGUCGAGUCACCAGGGUUGCCGACGGCCAAUCAAAUCCACCACCCACACGACUAUCGAGAUACCAUCGCCCCAUUACUCAUCAAGCGUUUGAGCAUCAGUAAAUCCCCUGUCCCACAAAUACCCGCCUUUCCAGACCCUUCAGAUAGUACUUCCAAUCUCUCCGUCAGGUCGGCACCUGUUCAGGCAGUCACUGCGCAGUCGGGCAAUAUAACUGCUCCAAGCUUUAUGGAGUUUUCCCGAAGUCUGCAGCAACGAAAGAACGAACUGGCUUCACCAUCAUCCGUGGCUUCGACAGACCCUCGACAGGUAGCUUAUGAUCAAUUGGCACCUCCGUCACCACAGGUGUCCUCCGUUGAGAUGUCGCUAUCCAUUUCACGGACCCCUCCGCUGCUUGAUGCUAUGACAGCAAGUAUAUCAGAUGUUGAAGAGUCUGAUCUUCUACCUCCGCCCCUAGGGAUGUCAAGCUCAGGUCCACCAAGUCCAGUUUCGGAUGAGUGGGAGGAAGAGUCCGAGGCUCAGAGUCCCAGAUCAAAAGGGACGACCAACGAUCAAUCUGACGUUGGCACGUCUGGUAAGCAGUAUUCAGGAGAAUGGCUGGAGGAUGGCAUUUUCCAAAGCCCCGUGUCUGGCUCGAACAAACCUUGGGAGAAGACAAGCUUUCGGCUGAGGAAGAGUGCGGCCGAGAAAGAGCAAGAGCGCAUCCUGUCAUAUGCAGCAGCAAAAUAUCCUGCCAUGAAUGGCAAUGCUGCAUCUCGAAAACGAUCGCGGAACAGUAGCGCAAGGUCGAGUUCGCAACAGGGAGUCUCCAGUCUGUUGAGGUCUGUAUCUCGCACCAAGGAGAAGGCAGAUCCGGUGCAAGAAGAAUCAUUUCCAGAAAGACCGCUGGCUAAACCUGCGACACCUUACCAGGUUUAUGGUCCAGAGAUCUGGUCGGAAAAGACCAAGAAGAAGCAGCAACGACAACAGCAACAAUUUCAGCAUGGCCACAACCGGAGCAAAUCCCGCGAACUUGUGAAUGCUUAUCAGAACGGCCAGAGUCAGUUCGUUGGCGUGAUCGAGAAGCUCACCAGAAGGACGUCACAGAAGCGACGGCGCAAACUGAAGCAAAGCAUCGUGUUAGUCGGUCCAGAGGUGAAGAAGGGCAAAAAUGAUGCUUCCAAAAGACCUGAUGAAGAAGAUGGAGCCAGCUGGAUUUGAUUCAGCACGCAUAGACGCUGGAGUCUGGACCUAGAUGCAUGGCCAUAGCCUUGAUAGAUAAUUGAGAAUACCAAAUAGA